AUGAAGAAGCAGCCUGGUGACUCGCCUUUCGAUUUAACAGAGCGACUGCGGAAGAAAUACGGCGACGUGGUAGGACUCUUCCUGGGGCCGCAGCCUGCCGUGUUCAUCAACGGCUACAAAUGCGUGAAGGAAAUUUCCAACAUGACUGAGUUUGCCUACAGACCGAACAUGCUCACUCCCCGCCACGAAAUAAUAAAUAAAAUUUCAGGGGUAUUUUUCUCCGAGGGUGAAAGAUGGAGGAACCAGCGUCGGUUCACUCUGCGCCACUUGCGAGACUUUGGCUUUGGCAGGAGAACAAUGGACCAGUACAUCCAGGAGGAAUUCAACGUCCUCGUCGCCGAGGUCGAAAAAUUAGCGAUGGAAAAUCCGGGACAGCAAGAGACCGGACUGAACCUGAUGGAUCUGCUGCCGGCGGUGGCGAUCAACACCCUUUGGUACAUCAUAGCCGGCGUGAAGCACGACUUGCACGACGAAAACUUCCACCACCUGACCAAAUGCGUGUUAAAGUUCUUCAGACUGGGAGACCAGAACUCGCCUGUGAAUUUUUACAGAGUUUUGCAACACGUUCCAGUCAUCAACCGCGUUUAUCAAGAGCAGAGGCGGUGUGCAGAUGAACUUAACAACUUUGUCAUGAGAGAGAUUCAAGCGCACAAGAAAAAUUUCAAUGAAUCGAACGUGAAAGAUUUCAUUGAUAUUUAUCUGAAAGAAAUGCAGCAAGACACAACUGGAUUUUUUACAGUAUCAGACGAACAGCUGACGACGAUUUGCGUAGAUCUGUUCCUCGCGGGAACAGAAACGACUGCAAGCACUAUCGGAUUCACCCUGCGCUACCUGAUAAAGUAUCCGCACAUUCAAGAAAAGGUCAGACAGGAAAUAUUUGAGGUUGUCGGCAAACACAGAGCCAUUUCAAUGGAGGAUAUGAUGAACCUUCCGUAUUGCACAGCAGUGCUGACUGAAUCUCUUCGCCACUCCGGAGUUACCCCUUUUCCACCACCAAAGGCACCAAAAGAAGAUACAUUCUUCAAUGGUUACCUCAUUCCGAAGAGGACUAUGGUAAUGGUGAACCUGAGAAGCGUGCUGAUGGACGAAGAGUACUGGGGAGACCCUGAAAAUUUCAGGCCUGAAAGGUUCAUUGGGCCAGACGGGAAUUUUAAACGGGACGAACGACUUUUUCUUUUUGGAACUGGU
Molecule: messenger RNA, 1188 nt
Organism: Cloeon dipterum
Lineage: Eukaryota; Metazoa; Arthropoda; Insecta; Ephemeroptera; Baetidae
Product: methyl farnesoate epoxidase-like
Exons: 6
Biological process (GO): xenobiotic metabolic process
Cellular component (GO): cytoplasm; intracellular membrane-bounded organelle
Molecular function (GO): iron ion binding; oxidoreductase activity, acting on paired donors, with incorporation or reduction of molecular oxygen, reduced flavin or flavoprotein as one donor, and incorporation of one atom of oxygen; heme binding
Source: RefSeq, a predicted model, not a curated record